AUGGCUUUCUUAACAAAACAAGGACUUUCAAAACUUCGAAUAAUUUCGAUCAUUCUUCUAUCAUUUGCUUUCAUCUUCCAGAUAGUUGCAGUUGCAGCAAACAAAUGGAGUGAAAUAGACUCAGAAUAUCAUGGUCUCUCUAUUAAGGCCUACCAGAGUCUUUGGACAGAAUGCGUAAUACAAGACACACCGUCAGCAUACCCAAAACCUAAAAACAUGGAAGUUGAAUGGAAGAAGGAUUUGCAGAUCAUAGAAAUAAUGUGCAUCGUGCUUGGACUGACCUCGCUUUCAUUGUUGCUGUCAGUCUCUGUGUUAACCGUGGUAGCAACAAAAACUAUUGUAGCUGGAAUAUUUCGGGCUCUGGCAAUCAUAACGACUAUUGUGACAAGUUUAUUGAUAAUAAUCGGAGCUCUGUUAUACAACUACCAGAAAGUGAAGAUGUUUUCUUUCAAUGCGCGGAAUCCGGCCAGUAACUACCCUAUACAGGACGAGAGGGUGUCCUACGGCUUCAUACUGUCCGUGGUCAGCAGUGUCCUACUGUCUACAUCCGCCGUGAUUGAAAUCAGUCAGCUGAUCAUAGCGGAUAGUAAAGACUCCAGUCACAGAGGGAUACAGCCACUGAACAACCUAGACAAGAAACCGGAUGAAAAAAAUUAACUCCAAACCAUUUUUUGCUACUUUGAAAUAAUGUGAUACGUCAAUAUAAAUGUAAUAAAAAAUUUACAUACUUAAUGCUCUU
Saccostrea cuccullata (small rock oyster) is the source of this 739-nucleotide messenger RNA. RefSeq lists its product as uncharacterized. The record is from RefSeq and is a predicted model, not a curated record. Lineage: Eukaryota; Metazoa; Mollusca; Bivalvia; Ostreida; Ostreidae. Gene Ontology annotation, cellular component: plasma membrane. The transcript has 3 exons. Bases 1 to 657 code for a protein of 218 amino acids.